AUGGAGGAGCUGAAUCAGGCCUUGGCGCUAAUUGAGCGGGCAUCGCAUGAAAUUCAGCAAGGCAACCCAUCUCCGGAGGCGCAGAAGGUCCUGCUGAGCUUUCAGGAAAAAUCCAAUCCUUACGAGCUCUGCAAGUACAUCCUCGAGAAUAGCAAGGUGCCCACGGCGCAGUUCCAGAGCGUCUCCACCAUCCGCCGGGCCGUCCUGCGCGAGUGGUCCGCCCUGUCGCCGCAGCAGAGGGACAGCAUUCGCGACUUCCUCCUCCAGUUCCUCGUCAACAGCCACGCCGCGCUCCAGAACUUUGUCAAGUCUCAGCUUCUGCAGUGUGUGGCGGUGCUGAUCAAACGGGAAUGGGUCGACAUCGAGUUCCCCUCGCCCACGUCGCAACCCAACCUGCAGUUCAAGGAGGCCACAUUCCAGAAGAUCCUCACCCUCCUCGGCGGCGAGAUGCACAUGAAGCGUCAGGGCGUGGGUCUGUUGCUCGCGCUGGUGAACGAAUUCUCCUCCAAGCAGACUAACAGCGAGACCAAGCUGCCCGUCACCUACCACCUCAAGUGCAACCGCUCGUUCGCCGACAAGGAACUCAAGCAGGUGCUGACGUGGACGAUGGCGUUCAUCCACCAGUUCAUCACCAACCCGGCUUCGCUGCAGAACGACGGCGCGUUCCUGGGCUCGUGCCUCACCCUCGCCGCGCAGGUCCUGUCGUGGGACUUCGAGGACGCCCAGGCCUCGAGCGACGGCCUCCUCUUCACUCGGACCCCGCCCACCGGCGGCGACAGCACCAACGCCCCGCUCAAGCCGCCGCCCCACUACCGCGACAUCUUCGUCACCUCCCACGACAUCCUCCUCUGCUUCUUCAAGUUGCUGGCGAUGGUGGAGCAGAACGAGGACCUGUCGCACCUGACGCGCGUCGCCCUGUCGCAGCUGGCGUCGCUGUCCGGCAACGUGUUCCCCGACAAGGCGCACCAGCUGCAGUACCUCAAGACCUUCCUCGAGCUGCUCAUGCCGCACAUGCGCAAGUACACCACCAUCCUCUCCUCGGCCGGCGCCCCCUCAUCCCUCUCGCCCUCCUUCGGCGAUCAGAUGAUCGGACUCAGCAACAUUCUGGUGCGUCUGGUGUCGAAUUUCCGAAUCGAGAUGUUCUAUCAGCUGCCGCCCGUACCGGCUGCUCUGGGUAAUGAAUGUCCCCUUCUCUUCUUGAGCGCUCUUGCGUCUGACGUGACCUUUGACGCGUUCCUGGCCGAGUUCUGCGCGUUUACAUGCGGCUGCCUGCAAUCGCUCAAAUCGGUGGAGGAGGUGGAGUUCUCGUGGAACCUGGACUGCUUCAACUACCUCACCGACGCUUGGCUCGUCUUUGUGGGCGACGUCGAGGAGGAGCUGGGCGGCGGCACCACCGGCGAGGGCAACCAGGCCAAGUGGACGGCCGUCAAGGCCACCUUGCAAAAGUACACGAGGAAUGUGUUCCAGCUCUAUGUCGAAGCGCGCAUCGCCAUCGCGCACAGCGAGCUGGAGCAGGACCUCGUCGAGAACGAAGAAACCUGCGACGACAAAAAAGAGUUCGAGGAGCAGCUGGAGGCGGUGGGACGGCUGGGGCGGCUCGAUUGCGCGCACUCGCUGCACCUCGUGACGUCCAUGCUCGGCGAUCGGUUGGCCAAAUGGCAAGGCCAGCCUGCGACGGGUACAGGGCUGGAUGUGAUUCUGGAGGAACUGCAUUGGCUCGUGCUGAUCACGGGCCACGUGUUGGCCAAUGAGCCCAAGGACGAACUCGCGCACAUUCCCUCGGCCAUCAACGCCCUGUCCGACGAGAGUGACGCGGUCAUCUUGGCCACCAACGCCGUGAUGGCUGUACUCCAAUUCCAGAACAGCUGCCUCACCAACGAAACUCUGGAUGGGUUCGACGACAUUGUGAGCCCGCUGCUUGCGGAGACCCUGCUAUGGUUCGUGAGCCGCUGGUCUGCCACCUAUCUCACCAUCCACCGUCAGAAGACCCCCGCCAGUGAGCGGUUGGCGGCGGCCUAUGGCUCGACGGGCGGGAUGAUCCCCAACAUGAUCCAGUUCUUCUUCUCGAGCAUCUCUUCGAUUCUCAUGCACUGGUCCGGCGCCGAACCCAACCUCGCUGUUCAGGCGUGCGAGCUCCUCUUGUCUCUGUCCAAGCUGCCUUUCCGCAUGGUGUUGCUUCAGCUCGAUGUUUAUCGCAACUUCUGCGAGGCCUACGUCAAGCAGAUCUCGCUCGCCCUCACCUCCCUCUCCGCUCGCCUCCACCGAUUGCUGGUCGAGGCCCUGGUGCGGAUGGGCAGCGGCACCGGCGGGGCGGAGAACCCGGAGGCCCUGCAGCAGUACUUCCAGCAGAUCGUGAGCCCGAUCCAGGCCGACUUUGUAAAGGUGUUCGACCGGGCCGACUUCGCGUCGAUCGCGCAGAACGCCCAGGUCGUGUCCCACGUCGAACGCCUCAUCUCCAGCUUGCGGGGAGUGGUGCGAGCGGGCAAGGGCGGGGGCGUGGUGUCGCGGGCCACCCUCCACGUGGCCCUCCCGUGUCUGGAGAAGAUCGCGUCGUUGCUUCGCAUCUACUCGCAUCGCGUCGACAUGCGCGAGGACAUCUCCGCCUUCUUCUGCGAUCUCCUCCUCUACCAGAUCAACAGCAUCAAGGAGCGAUCGGAGGUCGACGCGUUGCUGAACGGGCUCUACCACUACUUCCAAGCCCUGGCCGAGCUCUCCAAGGAAAAGAGCGCGACGGCCGGCGGAAAGAAGGAGGAGGAGAAGCAGCGUGACGCCAGCGGGCCGCGGAGGGACCCGCAGGUGCAGGAGAAGUCGGGUCAGCUGGCCCUGUUCGCCCUCACCACGUGCAUCCUGCCGCUCAUCACCCCUGAACUCAUGCUCUAUGCGAAGGUGAGGGAUGGGUACUACAGUGUGCUGUGUGGGCUGUUUGAAGAGGCGCCGCGCAGUCUCCUCUCGCUCCAGGCCCCCACCUACAGCAUGCUCCUGGCCUCCCUCAAAUACGCCCUCCUCUCGACGGACACGGAUGUGGCGCGUCGAGGCCUGGAGACCCUGUGCAGC
Acanthamoeba castellanii str. Neff is the source of this 3054-nucleotide messenger RNA. RefSeq lists its product as uncharacterized. Gene Ontology annotation, biological process: protein export from nucleus. Gene Ontology annotation, cellular component: nuclear pore; cytoplasm. The record is from RefSeq and is a predicted model, not a curated record. The annotation marks the transcript as partial. Lineage: Eukaryota; Discosea; Longamoebia; Acanthamoebidae. The transcript has 25 exons. Gene Ontology annotation, molecular function: small GTPase binding; nuclear export signal receptor activity.